AUGAGCAACCAUACCCAAGAAGGUAAAGACCAAAAAGCAACCAUAGAAGAAAUUUUUGGUUCUGAUUUUGAGGAAUCGGAAGAGGAAGAAGAACGCCAAGUGCAAGAGGAAGCUCAGUCAUCAUCCGAUAAAGAAAAUGAAGUGGUGAUUGAGAGAAGACAAACAAGACAUAGUGAAUUAAAAGAAAAAGAAAGAUUGGAAGAAGAACAACGAAAUUUGCAAAAUCAAAUUUUACGUUCACAAGCGGAAUUGUGUGAAUCGUUGUUCUAUAAUUACGAGAGCGAUGAUAAUGAUAAUAGUAAGCCUGUUUUGGAAAUUGAACAUAAGCCAAGACCAACUCCAAAGCAUAUCAACGAAUUAUAUUUCCUACGUACACCUGUUCAGUUUAACACUGAUGAAAAAGAAUAUUCUGAAGAUACUCAGCUAUCCAAGAAUGAUUUGUACACAAUUCGUUGGAGGAGGAAUGAGGAAACUGGUGAAUUAGAGAGCAAUACUCGUGUUGUACAGUAUGCAGAUGGAACUUACCAAGUAUUUGUUGGAAAUGAGGUCAUUCUCCAUUUAGAAGCUAAAGCAUUUCAAAAUUGGAGUAACUUACAUUUGUUUGAAAAAGUUAACCCAUUUUGCUAUUAUGGACAUGGUAUUUUCACACAUAGGCUCAACACAAAGGCUACCUCAACACAAACAAAAGGAAGAGACAUUGCUCUUCAAAUCAGUAAGGUAAACGCAAGUGCAAAAAAGAAAAAGACCGUAUUGACAAUGAAACGACCUGAAUCGGAAGAAAACAAAAAGGUGAUGGAAGAGGCACUAAAUAUUAAGAAAAAACAACAAAAGAAACAACAACAAUAUCAACAAAACUUAACCCUAGCAAAUGCUUCUCUAGAAGAAGGAGCAGAGUCUUCUUCUGAUGAAGAGGGUAACGUUAGAAAAAUUAAAAGAAACACUCUAAGAAAGUCCAGUAACAAGAGAAGGUCAUACGAAGAAGAAGAAGAAAGUGCUGACAGUGCCGAGAGUGAAGAAGAAUAUGAAGAAUCAAGCGAAGAAGAAUCAACUUCAAAGAGAAGAAAAUAA
Messenger RNA from Naegleria fowleri, 1068 nucleotides. RefSeq lists its product as uncharacterized. Gene Ontology annotation, cellular component: nucleus; Cdc73/Paf1 complex. Gene Ontology annotation, biological process: transcription elongation by RNA polymerase II; positive regulation of transcription elongation by RNA polymerase II. The transcript has a single exon. NCBI's taxonomy places the organism in Eukaryota, Heterolobosea, Eutetramitea, Acrasida, Naegleriidae. Gene Ontology annotation, molecular function: RNA polymerase II C-terminal domain phosphoserine binding. The record is from RefSeq and is a predicted model, not a curated record. Bases 1 to 1068 code for a protein of 355 amino acids.